Esox lucius (northern pike) is the source of this 1898-nucleotide messenger RNA. It is a transcript of the gene coro6, whose product is annotated as coronin 6. Gene Ontology annotation, biological process: cell migration; actin filament organization. Lineage: Eukaryota; Metazoa; Chordata; Actinopteri; Esociformes; Esocidae. The transcript is spliced from 11 exons. The record is from RefSeq and is a predicted model, not a curated record. Bases 342 to 1754 code for a protein of 470 amino acids. Gene Ontology annotation, molecular function: actin filament binding.
CUGACUCGGGCAGGCCUGUUCGAAAAUAGACGAGACCACUUUGACCCCCACCCCACCCCACGACACACCACCCUCCCUUCUAUCCUUCUUUCUCUCCAUGUGCCCCUUUCAGACCCCCUCCCUUCUUUCUCCACUCGCCGAUGAGUGUCACGUAGAUUAGCCUACCUCGCACCCGUCUGGCAAGUCCGCACCGAGUGUACAAAACUGGACCACAGAGAACCGAAAAACACUCCAUUAUCUGGGAGCCUUACCGAAAGCAGAAAACGACCAAGGGAAGGGGGGAGAGGAGAAUUCGGAGGGCGAACGACCGGUGGAGAUCCCCUGCAAAUACCUAGCUGACGAUGAGUCGCAGCAUCGUACGACAGAGUAAGUUCCGGCAUGUCUUUGGCCAGCCGGUGAAGACGGAGCAGGGCUACGAUGACAUACGUGUUUCCAAGGUAACGUGGGACAGCUCAUUCUGUGCUGUCAACCCAAAGUUCCUGGCUGUCAUUGUGGAAUCCAGCGGGGGUGGAGCCUUCCUCGUCCUGCCCCUUUCUAAGAUGGGCCGCUUGGAUAAGAACCACCCAUUGGUGACCGGCCAUGCUGGGCCUGUCUUGGACAUUGACUGGUGCCCUCACAACGACAACAUCCUGGCCUCUGGCUCAGAGGACUGUACUGCCAUGGUGUGGCAGUUCCCUGACCAGAUGGGGACCCGGCCCAUAUCAGAACCCAUCGUGGUCCUGGAAGGACACUCCAAACGUGUCGGCAUCAUCACCUGGCACCCCACCACACGCAACAUACUACUCACUGCAGGCAGUGAUAACCUGAUAAUCAUCUGGAACGUGGGGACCGGAGAACCCCUCAUCACAAUGGACGACCACCCAGACCUCAUCUACAACGUCUGCUGGAACCGGAACGGCAGUCUCUUCUGCACCACCUGCAAGGACCGACGCCUCAGAGUCUGCGACCCACGCAAGAGAGAGGUGGUGGCGGAGAGGAUGGCUCCGCACGAGGGAAUCCGACCAAUGAGGGCCAUUUUCACCCGAGAUGGAAACUUGUUCACCACGGGUUUCACCAGGAUGAGCCAGAGGGAGCUGGGGCUGUGGGACCCGACUAAUUUUGAGGAGCCCAUUGCCCUGCUGGAGUUGGACACCAGUAAUGGUGUGUUGUUACCAUACUAUGACCCAGACACCAAUAUGGUUUACCUCUGUGGAAAGGGAGACAGUAGUAUCCGGUAUUUUGAGAUAACCGAUGAGCCUCCGUAUGUCCACUACCUCAGUACCUUCAGCAGCAAGGAGCCCCAGAGGGGGAUGGGCUUUAUGCCCAAGAGAGGAGUGGACGUCAGCAAGUGUGAGAUUGCCAGGUUAUAUAAGCUACAUGACAAGAAGUGUGAGCCCAUCGCCAUGACAGUGCCUAGGAAGUCGGACCUGUUCCAGGAUGACCUCUACCCAGAUACGGCUGGUCCCGACCCAGCCCUAGAGCCUGAGGAAUGGUUGGAGGGGCGAGACGAGGACCCCAUCCUUCAGUCUAUGAGGGAUGGCUAUGUUCCCCCUAAGAGCCGCGAGCUCAAAGUGGCCAAGAAGAACGUUCUGGACUCCAGACCCACCACCAGACGGAGCAUGUCCUCCUGUGAUGGCUCAACCAACUUGCCGCCACAGUUGGUAGAGCGCUUGUUGGAGGAAGUUCAGAACCUCAAGGCGACAGUUUUAUCUCAGGAGAAGAGAAUCUGUGAUCUGGAGAAUAAACUCUCCAAGUAUACCAAUGGCACUGCCUGACAAACACGUACACACACAUCCCGAACGCACAUGCAGCAAGAACCCGUGUGUACACACUGAAAACGUACACACUGCUUUCAACCCCUACACACACACUGAAAAUAUACACACUGCGACAACCCCUACACACACACUGAAAAUAUA